AUGGUCCCCAAGAGACCUGGUUCUCAACAAAGAGCGGCGCCGAGCUACUCCGUCAAGGAGGGUUCUGAUAAUGCUUUGACUGCCCUCAUCGCCACAUGCCAACGACAACUCCCGCCUGAAUUCGUCGACCACGUGCGAAACGUUGCUUUCACCGCACCGCUAGCAGAUGCCGCUUUCUUCCCAUGCCCCCUCAAGGAACAGGAGGCAACAGCCUCUAUCAAGGCUCUCGAGGGUAUGGCUGCCGCUGCUAUUGCAGACCUUCGGCACGGAUCUCACGCUCAGAGAGAGAUCGAGGUCGACGUGGCUCGUACGGCGUGCUUCCUGAUAUCGGCCUACCUCACAACGGUCGAUGGCAUGGACAAAGCUCACCCCAACGUGAAGUCCAAAAUUCCAGAUACGGACCUGAACCAAGCCCAGUCCAUCCUCUACAGGCGUCUCUCAGCAAAUCUGUACAAGACAAGGAAUCCCGGUGAAUACUAUCACCUUCAUGGGUCGCUCGAGGCUUCCAAAGCUCUGAACAUGAUCGGCCUGCCCGCCUUCAAUCCAGAGCUCCAGGGUUACAGCGAGUGCAUCAACACAAUCGAGGCCGCGAUGAUGCGCUUCUCGGUGCAUGAGCUGGAAGAAAUGAACCGAAGGGAAGGUCAGGCCGGGGUUCCCGUGCUCAAGAAGGAUCAUUUCUUGAACACGCCCCACGGCAAAGCGCUUGGGCAACUUCCUCCCUUUACCAUCAAGUCGGUAGAGUCCGCUACGCCACCGGCCCCCUUUGCGGCGCAACACGAUAAUUCGGGGACGGAGCAGUGCCUCAGCGGUAUCCGAGUGUUGGAACUCUGCCGUGUGAUUGCCGGUCCAACCAUCGGCCGUUCUCUGGCGGCCCACGGCGCUUCUGUUCUCAAGGUGACCUCGCCAAACCUCCCAGACGUCCCCUUUUUCCAAGUGGACGUCAACACAGGGAAACACACGACCUCUCUGCACCUGAAAGACCCGGAAGAUCGCGCUAAAUUCGAGUCGCUUCUCGCUAGCGCCGACAUCAUUCUAGACGGCUACCGGCCAGGGGUCGUUGACCGUUUGGGUUAUGGGCCCGACAAACUGGCCGCCAUCGCCACAAAACGCGGCAAAGGCUUCGUCUACGUCGCAGAAGACUGCUUCGGCGGCUCGGAACUGGGCGUGGCGAAGGCGGAGUGGGCAGGACGCCCGGGGUGGCAACAGAUCGCUGACUGCGUCACCGGCGUCGCCUGGGAGCAGGGCCACUUCAUGGGGCUCGACGCGCCCGUCGUACCUCCCUUCCCCAUGUCCGACUACGGCACCGGAGCGCUGGGCGCCGUCGCCGCCAUGGCCGGUCUGUACCGCCGCGCGACGGAAGGCGGCUCGUGGGUCUGCCGGACCAGCCUGUGCCAGUACGACAUCUUUCUCUUGUCGUUGGGCGCGUAUUCGCCCGAAGUCCAAGCCCGCCUGCGCCAAACGCACGAUCCAGCCUUCUUUGACCUGCGGCACCACGACUCUGUGGACGAGGUCAGCAAGCGGGCCCUGCGCAGCGUGAAGCGUCUUCAUCCGGAACUUUUUGCGGAGGACCUGAUGCAUACCGCGUGGAGCCAGGGGUUUGACGCGGAGGUGAGGUGGCCAAGGGAGGCUGUGAGGGUGGAGGGGUUGCGGGUUGGACAUAAUCGGGCGUCGAGGCCGAACGGAGCUGAUGCGCCUUCGUGGGAGGAUUGGGAGGCGCAGGAUGAUAUUGUCAGGGCAUAA
Messenger RNA from Colletotrichum spaethianum, 1740 nucleotides. Its product is annotated as formyl-CoA:oxalate CoA-transferase. Lineage: Eukaryota; Fungi; Ascomycota; Sordariomycetes; Glomerellales; Glomerellaceae. The coding region runs from base 1 to 1740 and encodes 579 amino acids. The transcript is spliced from 2 exons. Gene Ontology annotation, molecular function: catalytic activity. The record is from RefSeq and is a predicted model, not a curated record.